AUGUGGGCCCUCCCUAGCCUUGACCGUAUGGAAAUGCAGAAACGCAUGGAUGCGGGCAAUUGGCGCAGCGUGUCCGAGGAGUGGAGUGGAGAAAGUAAAAAGUACAAUAGCUGCAAUCAGCCUGUGGUGCAGCAGCAGAGCAAAGAGUGA
This is a messenger RNA of Sparassis crispa, 150 nucleotides long. RefSeq lists its product as hypothetical. The transcript has a single exon. The coding region runs from base 1 to 150 and encodes 49 amino acids. Lineage: Eukaryota; Fungi; Basidiomycota; Agaricomycetes; Polyporales; Sparassidaceae. The record is from RefSeq and is a predicted model, not a curated record.